Molecule: messenger RNA, 3595 nt
Organism: Alosa alosa (allis shad)
Lineage: Eukaryota; Metazoa; Chordata; Actinopteri; Clupeiformes; Clupeidae
Product: Na(+)/H(+) exchanger beta-like
Exons: 12
Coding region: 152-2506 (784 amino acids)
Biological process (GO): proton transmembrane transport; sodium ion transport; regulation of pH
Cellular component (GO): membrane
Molecular function (GO): sodium:proton antiporter activity
Source: RefSeq, a predicted model, not a curated record
GACUCAUUCUGCGUCGACCGAUGUGCGUAAAACAGCGCGGCUGCACCUGUUUCAAUGGCUUGGUGAUUUACGCCCAAAAGCGGCGUACCCGAUGCAUGUUCAUCGUGUCGAUUAGAAUGAAGAACUAAGUCCAACUUACAGACUCGCUGAGAUGUCAGCGCUUUUACGACCUGCCGGCGGUCCACACCGUUCCCUGGUUCGGAGAUGGAGUCUCCUUGUAGCGGUAUUAAUUCUGUCUGUUAUGGCAAGUUACGUGUCUGCAUCUGUCGUCCGUACCGGCCAGGGAAACGGCACGACUACUCGGACCGAUUCCAAAACAAACGGCACAAGUCAUCACACGAAAAAGGCCUUUCCAGUCCUCUCUAUCAAUUAUGACUAUGUUCGGAUGCCUUUCGAGAUAUCUCUAUGGAUAUUACUUGCUUCAUUAAUGAAAUUGGGCUUCCACCUGGUCCCGCGGCUGUCUGGUGUGGUGCCCGAGAGCUGCCUUCUCAUCGUGGUGGGCCUGCUGGUGGGCGGUCUCAUCAAGCUGAUGGGCGAGAACCCGCCCGUGCUGGACUCCAAGCUCUUCUUCCUGUGCCUGCUGCCGCCCAUCAUUCUGGACGCCGGCUACUUCCUGCCCAUCCGGCCCUUCACGGAGAACACCGGCACCAUUCUGAUGUUCGCCGUGGUGGGAACGCUGUGGAACGCCUUCUUCGUGGGCCUGAUUCUGUACGGCGUGUGCCAGGCUACAGGUGGGGAGCUGAGGGAGGUGGGCCUGCUGGCGUGCCUGAUCUUCGGCUCCAUAGUGUCAGCGGUGGACCCGGUGGCGGUGUUGGCUGUGUUCGAGGACAUCCAAAUCAACGAGCUGCUGCACAUCAUUGUGUUCGGAGAGUCUCUGCUCAAUGAUGCGGUCACUGUGGUCCUCUACCAUCUGUUUGAGGAGUUUGCUAACGCGGGCACGGUGACGCUGGUGGACGCCUGCCUGGGGGUGGCCUGCUUCCUGGUGGUGUCGCUGGGCGGGAUCCUGGUGGGCGCCAUUUACGGGGUGUUGGGAGCUUUCACCUCGCGAUUCACCUCCCACACACGCGUCAUCGAGCCUCUCUUCGUCUUCCUCUACAGCUACAUGGCCUACCUGUCUGCUGAGGUGUUCCAUCUGUCCGGCAUCAUGAGUCUGAUUUCAUGUGGUGUGGUGAUGCGGCCUUAUGUGGAGGCCAACGUAUCCCACAAGUCCUACACCACCAUCAAGUACUUCCUGAAGAUGUGGAGCAGUGUGAGUGAGACGCUCAUCUUCAUCUUCUUGGGAGUGUCAACGGUGGCUGGGCCACACUCGUGGAACUGGACCUUCAUCAUCGUCACCAUCUUCCUCUGCCUCCUCUCGCGAGUGCUCGGAGUUGUUGGCUUAACCUUAGUUAUCAACAGAUUUCGCAUUGUAAAACUGACCGGUAAAGAUCAGUUCAUAGUUGCGUAUGGUGGCCUGCGGGGGGCGAUAGCAUUCUCUCUGGUGUUCCUGCUGCCUGAAGAUCACUUUCCAAUGAAGAAUAUGUUCCUAACAGCCAUCAUCACCGUGGUCUUCUUCACUGUGUUUGUUCAGGGGAUGACCAUCCGGCCACUGGUGGAGCUGCUGGCCGUGAAGAGAAAGAAGGACACCAAGAGCUCCAUCAACGAAGAGAUCCACAUUCAGUUCCUGGAUCAUUUACUCACUGGCAUCGAGGAUGUGUGUGGACACUAUGGGCACCACCACUGGAAGGAUAAGCUGAGCCGUUUUAACAAGUCCUAUGUGAAGCGGUGGCUGAUAGCGGGCGAGCGCUCCAUGGAGCCCCAGCUCAUCUCCUUCUACCACAAGCUGGAGCUCAGGCAGGCCCUCACACUGCUGGAGGGUGGAGGCGCCGCCGUCAACGUGUCCAUGCAGAAUAUCCAGCCCAGGAGGCCCUCUCCAGAGCGUCUCAUUCCCCACAUGCCUAAAGGUCGGGAGGAGGAGAUCAGGAAGAUCCUCAGGACCAACCUGCAGAACACCAGACAAAGGCUGCGCUCCUACAGCAGGCACACGCUAUUCGAAGAUCCCCUGGAGGAGGAGGAGGAGGACUAUAGUGAGGUCCAGAUGAGGAAGAAGAGAGUGGAGAUGCACAGAAGAAUGAGUCAUUACUUAACAGUUCCAGCUAAACCACAGACCCCACCUGCCAGGAGAGUGAGAUUUGAGUCAGACAACCAGGUGUUUGGCUCCACCCCCACCUCCACCCCUAGCUCCAGGUUCCAGGUGUCCUUGGUCCCGUCCAUCCAAGUGAGCCGGGCCCCCAUCGCUCGCAUGGAGCAGAUGUCCCAGGAGUCGGUCAGCCUAGUGGAUGAAUCGUCCCAGCAGCAGGACUCUGAGGGGAAAGGCGCCUCGGGCAGCGAUGGCAGCCUUGGGGCAGAGCUGAGCGUGAUCCGCGGAGAGAUGGACAACCUGAGGCUCCCACGCUGCUUUAGUGACCCGGGCCCCAACAAGAUAGAAGAGGAAGAUGAGGACGAGGAGGAGCACUUCAUGUCUUGAUGCUAGGAAGGUGUGUUGGUGUGUGUGUAUUAAAGGUUGUUUUGCAGAUCUGUGUGUGAAGGCAUGCAUCUGUGGAAAAAAUAGGACAAAUAUAAAGAGAUACCAAUAUCUGACACAGUCCCACAAAUACACAAGAAGCACAUCAUUACGGACAAAACUGAAGAGCAAGGAAGCACUUUUCUUCAUGAUUUUUCGCAUAUUGUGUUUGUGUGUGUGUGGUUCAACUGCACUAAUGUUCUAUCUCACUACGUGUCUUGGGGGAGUAAUGAGUUUAUCUGUGUCUAAAAUGGUGGCUCAUGUAGUGAUUGUGGUGCUUCAGAACAAUACAGUACAGAGCCAAAGGCUUCAAACUACGUCUUCCAUGAUGCAUGAUUUCUGAAAUAGCAACAUUCUCAGGGACUGUAUGAAUAAAUGUGUGUAUGUGUGUGUGUGUGAUUGUCUGUAUAUCUGACUACUUUAUGUGUUUUGUGGUUGUGUGAAUGAGCAUCAAAAAUGGGUGUGUACGUCUGUAGCCUACUGAUAAGCAUGACCGUUAUACACACUCACACUGCACCAGAGUUUGCAUUUGCCUUUAUUCGCCAAGCAGAUGUGUGGGCGAAAAGUUCUCUUUGCAGAAAAUUCAAAGAGGCAAACAUAAUGGCAAUGAACUGGUUGCCAGUUUGCUUUUGAAUGUAAAGAGUGAAGUUGAAGCCACUGCUGUUAGCCAAUGCUAAUUUUGAGAAUACCUCUCUGGUAGCCUGCAGCCGCCUCCACCACAUCACCUGCCUCCUAUUGUUCUUCGAACACGUUGUGGAGGUUCACUUUGAAAACAAAUCCACAGGGAGAUCACACACUAAAAACCCACACAUGGCCUUGCUUGAUGAACUACGCACAAAUCCUCUCAUGCCAAGCUAACCACUUUAUUUUAAUCUUUAUGUAUUUUUGUAUAAAAAAAAUGUUAAGUAUGGGUUGCCAAAGACAUUUUGUAAAACAUGAUGUGAUUUCAAUUUUGAAAUUCAGUUGUAUUAAAAAGAAGCAACAUGUUCAUUAAUUUGGCCAUUUGUAAUGCAUUUCUCUCUGUGACUAUGAAAUAAAAACAUUCAAAGCCUC